AUGAAGGUCCUCCAGCUCGCGAUUGCCUUUGCUGCCCUUGCGGGUAUGGUGAGCGCUGCUCCGGCUGCGAGCCCGGACAGCGUGGAUCUCGACAGGCCCACUGUGUACGCGGGGUACAGGAAGGUCAAAGAAGAGAAGCGGGAUGUUGAUCUCGAGAAACGACCUACCGUGUACGCUGGAUACAGGAAACUCGAGGAAGACGCUACUGAGGAAAAGCGGCAUGUCGAUCUCGAGAAACGGCCUACUGUCUACGCUGGAUACAGAAAGGUCGAGGAAGAAGCUACUGAGGAGAAGCGAGACAUCGAACUAGAGAAGCGUCCUACUGUCUACGCGGGGUACAGAAAGCUUGAAGAAGAGGAGAAGCGAGAUGUCGACCUUGAGAAGCGUCCCACCGUCUAUGCUGGGUACAGGAAGGUCGAGGAGGAGCACGAGUAUCAAUCACAUUGCUCGAAAGAGCCGUUAACAAAUGUACUACAAUUUCGUAGAAGGAAGGCUGGAAAUAAGGAAGUAAAUGUGCUAAAAAAAAACACCCACACUGCACGUGUCCAACUAGACAGACAGAGAGACAGACAGAAAACACGACGAACGACUCUUUCAAUAUUCGCACAUAUGAUCAUUCCAAUGUUCGGUCGCAAUCCUUCUUCUUCUCACCGGUACGAUCCCCUCCCAGCGGCAGAAAGCGGGGACAACAAGGAGGAACCCGCGCAGCAGAGUGAUGAGGCCGCAGCACUUCCUCGUCGACGAUUCCCUCUCUUCUGGACACUCUACUUCGUCUUCAUGCACUGCGUGAUUCUUCUUCUUCUUUUGGGACUGCUGCUUCUGCUGUGGUCAACAUCUCGUGGCCAGAAAGGUCAAAACGCUUAUUCGCUGCUUGCCUCGGAACUGCCUUUCGCGCGCGAUUCUACACGAUACCUCGAGACAGUCUUUUCGCCAUCAGGCUUCUCGGAUUCCUCGCAGCAGCCGAGUGCGUACUAUGGCGAGCCGACGCCGGAGAAGGAUCGGCUGUGGAAGAGUCUGUAUGAUGGUAUAUACACAUUUCGAAGAGUUGAAAUGAUUCAAGCUGACUGUCGCAUCGCAGUCGGCAUGGUGGUCAUCACAAAAGAAGAGUACGAGCAGCUGGAUGUCGAGACGACGACUUUGGUGGGGGAUGAGGAUCAUUAUCUGGUGACGCUGGAGGUAUUUCAUCAGCUGCAUUGUUUGGACUAUCUUCGGAAUACCAUCUAUCCUCUUCUCAGCGGGGCAAAGACGCACCAUCCUGAUGAGUCGGAAUGGGUUAAAAAAACGCAUAUUGACCACUGCAUCGACUACCUUCGACAGGUACUUCAAUGCCAUGGGGACCUAACUCCUAUCACGCUGGAAACCAUCCCCGGAGUCCCCGUCCUGCCGCCGCCGAAUCCGGCGCCGUACAAGCCCAACUUUUCCAUCCGGCACACCUGCCGCGAUUUCGACGCCGUCUACGACUUUGCGCUGAAGAGGAAUUCGUCGGGGUAUAAGGUUGCGUAG
Molecule: messenger RNA, 1503 nt
Organism: Rasamsonia emersonii CBS 393.64
Lineage: Eukaryota; Fungi; Ascomycota; Eurotiomycetes; Eurotiales; Trichocomaceae
Exons: 8
Coding region: 1-1503 (500 amino acids)
Biological process (GO): mycotoxin biosynthetic process
Source: RefSeq, a predicted model, not a curated record